UUCACCAGGGCAAGAAGUUUCUGCAGAACACGUGCUGGCUUAUUCAGGAAGAUCCUGCUGGGCCUCCCCGUUUGCUGAACCUUACUCUGUACUUUCUUUUAUGUUGCUUAUUGCCUGGCAGCCUGCCUUGUGGAUUUCCAGAGAGCUCUGGCCUUGUCUGUCCUUACCUGUUUGGUGCUCUUUAUCCUGGUUCACCACUUUUUGAAAAGGAUUCUUGGUAAAAAACUAACAAGAUGUCUAAAGCCCUUUAAAAAUUCCUGCUGGAAGCUUUGGAUGAAAUGGGUGUUUGCAGGAGUCUUCUUGGUUGGCCCUAUCCUAUGUCUUGCCCUAGACACAGCCCACAGGCAGUUGUGUCUUUCCUUUGCAGGAAUCUGCAUGUUCAUCCUUACCUCUGCCUCCUCCAAACACCACAGUGCAGAGUUUUGGGGCAGUGCUUUGGGCCUGGGUCUUCAACUUGCCUUUGGGAUUUUGGUCAUCAGAACUGAUCCUCAAUUUAAUGCACUUCAAUGGCUGGGAGACCAGGUUCAAAUUUUCCUGAACUAUACUGUGGCUGGCUCCAAUUUUGAUAUGUCAGUGAAGAAUAUCAUUGCUUUUCAGCUCAUAUCAAUUUUCAUGGGGAGGAAUGAGAGUGUCAGUGUUGGGGGAGGUGUAGAGGAUGAAAAUGUUGAGGUCAGUGCCCUCUUCACAGGGGCCUAUGUAUCCUUUAUCGCUGCCUGUGUGGCAGGUUUCACCAGUAGCACCUACAAGGCCUAUGUGUGCUGCAGAGACCUCUUUCGGAGUUGA
Molecule: messenger RNA, 783 nt
Organism: Lynx canadensis (Canada lynx)
Lineage: Eukaryota; Metazoa; Chordata; Mammalia; Carnivora; Felidae
Gene: SLC28A2
Product: solute carrier family 28 member 2
Biological process (GO): nucleoside transmembrane transport; retina homeostasis
Cellular component (GO): membrane
Molecular function (GO): purine nucleoside transmembrane transporter activity; nucleoside:sodium symporter activity
Source: RefSeq, a predicted model, not a curated record